This is a messenger RNA of Phycomyces blakesleeanus NRRL 1555(-), 225 nucleotides long. RefSeq lists its product as hypothetical. Bases 1 to 225 code for a protein of 74 amino acids. Lineage: Eukaryota; Fungi; Mucoromycota; Mucoromycetes; Mucorales; Phycomycetaceae. The record is from RefSeq and is a predicted model, not a curated record. The transcript has 2 exons.
AUGUUUAUGGAUACUCCUGCUAUUCUCACGUUUAAUUACCCUCUCCUCCCCUCCUCUCCACAGUCGGACAAGGUCUGCAAUACCACUGUGUCCUCUGCAAUAUGGGAAGCUCACUUCCAAUAUGUAUUCAACGAUAUCCCCUUUGUCAGCAACCGAAUUGCUGCCAUUGCAGUUUCGCACAUUCGAAGACUCGAACUAGAAGAAUUUCUUAGAAGAGCGACUUAA